CCUUCUCGUAUUCAAGGUGUCCAAACGCAAAAUUUUGCCCCGUCAUCCACCAAGAGCCGCGCGUGAAUUUCGCCGCUUAAGUAUCCGAUUCCGCUUUCUUCUCCUCUUCUACCGUUCCCGGAAAUCUUUCUCUUGCUUUUACGAAAACUUAGGAAGCAUUUCGCCAUCCCUGUCAGCUUCGUCACAUUUCUGAUUGCUUCUUCCUGGAAUCUAAACGAUAUUCCUUAAACUUCUCCAUUUGCAGAGCUGAAUUUAUUGUAUUUACUCGUAGUUAGAACUAGAAGUCGGUUCCAACUAAUAAACUAGAUCCGUAUACGAAUCUGUAUCAAUAACUAUUUCUGCUUAUCUGUGAUUCAGAUUUUCACAAUAGUAUUGCUAUUUCGAGCCUUCUUUACUAUGUCGUGCUGGCACCUUGAGAAUUUGGUGAAUUACGAAUGUUGCAUAAGGAUUGAGGUUCGAGUUUUUCUUCCCAUCAGAUUCAAUUAAUGCAGAAUUAUUUAUCUUAAUUCUCCGAGUAUUCCGUGGUACCUUCUCUGCCAUUACAUUGACCUUCAUGGUAAAUAUAUUAUAUAUAUAUAUAUAUAUAUAUACAUAAAUGACAAUUUCUUUUCGUUUAUUCCUUCCCCAUACCUCUCUUUUUCCUCAUAUAGAUCUAUCUGUCAAGUAAUCUCUGCUCUCAUUCACCGAUUUCACAAUUAGAUCUUUAUUCCAUCUCCAUUCUCACUCCGUCGGCACUCUUUUAGUAAAAUAAAGAUUUCCUCGAUUCUCUUUCUUUAUAUAAAUUGGCACUUUCUUAGUUCCUUGGUUCUCUUCCAUUAUCUUCGUCUUACAUUAACCCAAAUUCGCUCUGACGAUCCGUUUUUUUUCCUUAAUUGUCACCUCAAGAAAAAAAGUGCAAAAAGAAAACUCCAAUUCGCCAGCAAGAAUCAUUUAUUUCAUUCGAUUAUCAAGGUAUCCUUUUUCUUAUCCUCUUUCUUGAUUUAAAACCAUUGGGAAGACCUGUGACCAGAGAGAGAGAGAGAGAGAGCGCUGUUUAAUGAAAAUGGCAGCAACAUCAGUACCAGUUUUACAAAAACCGCCCGGCUACAGAGACCCAAACGCACCGCUCCCAUCCGUCAAAAAGCCACCACAAAUUCGGAAACUACCUCCAUCGUUCUACCCUAAAAGAAGACGCAGAGGUUGCUGUCGACUCUGCUGUUGCUUCCUCUGCAUUUUCAUCUUCACUCUUGCCUUCCUGCUGGUCCUCGCCGGUGCGCUUUUUUACGUCUGGUUCGAACCAAAACUGCCGACGUUCUACUUACAGUCAUUCAAGAUCCCUCGCUUGGAUAUCUCCGUUAAACCUGACGGCACGUACCUCGACUGCCAAACGGACGUUAGGUUCGAGGUCACCAAUCCUAACCACAAGAUAACGUUCAAUUAUGGUAGAAGUCAGGUUCGGAUGACCGUUGGCGAAGAUGACGUUGCUUUAGGAUCGGCCUUCAUACCGGGGUUUAGGCAGGAGCAAAAGAACACCACAGUGUUGAAGUUUGGGACACAAGCGAACCACAUGUUGAUCGACGACAACAUCGGCACGAAGCUGAAGGGUGGAUUCCGAAGCAAGCAGUUGAUGGUUUUCGUGGAGGUUCGGACUAGGGUGGGGUUAGGUUUGGGGGGAUGGAAGAUGGGGAUGUUGGGCAUAAAGGUUCUCUGUGGGGACGUGAGCUUGAAGAAGUUGGACGGUGGUGCCAUGCCCAGAUGCAAGGUCAAUUUACUCAACUGGAUCAACAUACACUGACAAAAAUUCAUACAUUGCAAGGAUGAAGCAACCCAACUAUUGUCUUAUUGAGCAGAUAGAGGCUUGGUUUUGGAUUUGGUUGUGAUAUGUAUAUUCAUUUUUCUUAUUUUAUUUUUUACAUAUUUUCAAUUUUUAUGGGUCACAAAAAAAAAAACAAUAUACUAGAGUUGUGCUCGUUUAGUUA
Molecule: messenger RNA, 1958 nt
Organism: Nelumbo nucifera (sacred lotus)
Lineage: Eukaryota; Viridiplantae; Streptophyta; Magnoliopsida; Proteales; Nelumbonaceae
Biological process (GO): defense response to other organism
Cellular component (GO): plasma membrane
Source: RefSeq, a predicted model, not a curated record